CGGAAACGGAUCAGACCCCGGUGAUCAGCUGCGACCAUGCCGACUGUCAGCGUGAAGAGAGAUCUGCUCUUUGAAGCCCUUGGACAAAACUACACUGAUGAAGAGUUUGAUGAACUGUGUUUUGAGUUUGGCCUCGAGCUCGAUGAAAUCACAUCAGAGAAGGACAUCAUAAGCCGUGAACAGGGCGAUCAGAAGGCAGAGGGGGCGUCUGAUGUGGUGCUGUAUAAGAUCGACGUUCCAGCCAACCGAUAUGAUCUACUGUGUCUCGAGGGACUCGUCAGGGGUCUGCAGGUCUUCAAAGAAAAGGUGGGAGCUCCACGAUACAAGCAUGUGAGCCCUGUGAAUGGAGCAGAGCCUCAGCGGCUGAUCAUAACUGAGGAGACGGCGUCUGUGAGGCCACACGCGGUAGCAGCUGUCCUGCGCAACAUCACUUUCACCAAGGAACGAUACGAGAGCUUCAUAGAGCUGCAGGAGAAGUUGCACCAGAACAUCUGCAGGAAAAGAACUCUGGUUGCCAUAGGAACUCAUGAUUUGGACACCAUCUCUGGUCCAUUCACCUACACAGCCAAAUCGCCUGGAGAUAUCCGCUUCAAACCGCUCAAUCAGAGCAAAGAAUACACCGCCACUGAACUCAUGAGUUUUUAUAAGACUGACAGUCAUCUGAGACACUACCUGCAUAUAAUUGAGAAUGAACCUCUCUACCCCAUCAUAUACGACAGCAACGGUGUCGUCCUGUCUAUGCCUCCUAUCAUCAACGGGGACCACAGCAAAAUCUCAUUAAACACAAAGAACAUAUUCAUUGAGUGCACAGCCACAGAUCUCACAAAGGCAAAGAUUGUGCUGGACAUGAUGGUGACCAUGUUCAGUGAAUACUGCGAGGAGCCGUUCACGGCAGAAGAAGCAGAGGUCGUUUACCCUGAUGGCAGAUCAUUUGUGUAUCCUGAGCUGGCGUACAGGAUGGAGACACUCUCUGGGGAUUUUAUCAAUAAAAAAGUCGGGAUCAACGAAUCAGCAGAAAGUAUAGCUCAGCUGCUGACGCGGAUGUGUUUGAGGUCAGAGGUCAGCGGUGAGGGCGAUCAGAUCCAGGUGGAGAUCCCGCCCACACGCUCUGAUGUCAUCCACGCUUGUGACAUCAUGGAGGAUGCUGCCAUGGCCUAUGGCUUUAACAAUAUUGUCAGGACCACGCCCCGCACUUACACCGUAGCCAAUCAGCUCCCCCUAAAUAAACUGACAGAGUUACUGAGGCAAGACCUCGCAGCCGCUGGAUUCACUGAAGCCCUGACAUUCGCUCUGUGCUCACAAGAAGAUAUUGCUGAUAAACUUGGGAAAAACAUAGCAGAAACCAGAGCAGUGCACAUCUCCAACCCAAAGACUGCAGAGUUUGAGGUGGCACGCACCUCUCUUCUACCAGGUCUCUUGAAAACACUCGCUGCUAACAGGAAGAUGCCCCUUCCUCUCAAACUGUUCGAGAUUUCAGACGUCGUCCUCAAGGACGAAACUAGAGAUGUAGGGGCACGUAAUAACAGGCGUCUUUGCGCCGUGUACUACAACAAGAGUCCAGGGUUUGAAGUCAUUCAUGGUCUUCUGGACCGGGUCAUGCAACUGCUGGAUGUCAAACCAGGCCGUAACCAAGGAUACCACAUCCAGGCGGCCGAGGACUCCACCUUCUUCCCGGGUCGCUGCGCCGAGAUCAUUUCACAUGGUAAAAGCAUCGGACACCUCGGGGUCCUUCACCCUGACGUCAUCAGUCGUUUUGAGCUGACCAUGCCCUGCUCCGCCAUCGAUGUCGACAUUGAACCCUUCCUGUGAUGUCAUAAUAAAGUCUUAGGUCCUCCCUCAAAAGCUGAAUCCACUCCUUAUUGACCACAUGCAUAUUUGGGGUGGCGAGGUCACAACAGCAUGGAAAUAGUCGAGUAUUUUGUUCUGAAAAUGAAGUCGCUGUUUUAUUAAAGCUUGACUUGUCCACUGCGAGUACAUGUUAUUCAUAUAUUAAACAUUAUGGCCGUAUGUUUGUGUCCCGCACAUGGAUACAUUUUACAAUGUAGAAGUGAAUAAAUAUUAUUUAAAAAAU
This is a messenger RNA of Xyrauchen texanus (razorback sucker), 2071 nucleotides long. It is a transcript of the gene farsb, whose product is annotated as phenylalanyl-tRNA synthetase subunit beta. Gene Ontology annotation, biological process: phenylalanyl-tRNA aminoacylation. Bases 37 to 1809 code for a protein of 590 amino acids. Gene Ontology annotation, molecular function: RNA binding; ATP binding; magnesium ion binding. The record is from RefSeq and is a predicted model, not a curated record. Gene Ontology annotation, cellular component: phenylalanine-tRNA ligase complex; cytoplasm. NCBI's taxonomy places the organism in Eukaryota, Metazoa, Chordata, Actinopteri, Cypriniformes, Catostomidae. The transcript is spliced from 17 exons.